This is a messenger RNA of Spirometra erinaceieuropaei, 3062 nucleotides long. Lineage: Eukaryota; Metazoa; Platyhelminthes; Cestoda; Diphyllobothriidea; Diphyllobothriidae. The record is from the annotation of a GenBank genome assembly.
AUGCUGUGUGACAAGUAUCCAGCCCUUCCCGUCUAUGCCUUAGUUGAUGCUGAUCCACACGGUACUUGACUUGGCUUUAAUUUUUCCGACAACAACCGCUGUAGGGAUUGGUAUCUACUUGAAUUAUAAGUAUGGUUCACAAGUGAGUCUUCUGAGUCCGUUACCUAUUUCCCUACCUGCAAAAAUAUCCUACUAAUUUACAUACUGUCUUACUUUUUAUCACAGAAAUGAGCCUUUUAUUAGCCCAGUUAUUCGCAGUCUACGAAGGUGGUCACCAACUUGGGCGUAAGUACUUAGACUGGGAGCCUGAAGUUACUGGCGGAGUUCAAAUGUCCUUCGUUAAAUGUCUUUCCCUGUUUUCGGCCUCGCCUGUCGUUUGAACAAACUAAGCCUGAGUAGUUCAAAUUAGAUGUGGAACUCCGCUUCCAGUUGUCGAAAUCGCCGUUGUUCGACGCACCAGCUCCCACGCUUCAUCCACCUACACCGUGUUGUUAACCGAGGUGGCCGUUUGUUGGAAUGAUUUAUGCGCAGGCCAGUGUCAUUAUCGAUGACAUCCGACUAAAUGGGGCAAUAUACGAUGAAGACGGUGGCUUCAAGUGUUUCUGUUUGGCUUCUUUUGCCACUUAGUCAUUGCUAUUGAGACUUGAAAUGUUAUGCAUUCGAAUCAGUUCUUUUAAGAAACUCCCCAUCUACUUGAUUUCCGUGGUUAACUUGUGUAAAAUCGACGCCCCCUAGUUUGCCCUCAAGCAAGUUGGGUAUGUGUUACCUUCUUGUCAAAACGGACUCACAAAAUCCAAUUUAUUGAAUUGUUGAUGGCUCUUCGAGACCGUGUCUGUAUUUUCGUCCUCUUUCUGCUUUUCACCUGCUUAACAUACCUAAAGUGGGUAUUACGUAAGGUAACCACCCCCGUAAUAAAAUGAAAUUACAUAACCGAAAUGGCAUCUGAAACCAAAUUCUGUAGAUACAGGUUUCCUCGAUUUUAUGGCGAGUUUGUGCCGCUGUGCAUUCUAAACCUGCUGGGCACGUCCAGGACCUUCAAUAGAACUGUUGUAUUCAUAAUCGUGGGAAUCUUUCCCACUCUUAGGAAAUUCAUUAAAACCAAGUUCAAUCAAAUCUUUGAAUAAUGAAAGUGUGUAAACAAUUUGCUCUUUGAUAUUCUCGGUCUAAGUUAAAUUGGAGAAAGGUUUGGAACUUCAAAACCUUCCUUGUUUAAGAACGAAGCGAUGAAGCUCAGCGAGACGACCUCACCUUUCCUUCAGAGGUUCCGACUUCUUGGCAUUCUUCCGUCUGAACUCUCAAGGUAGGUUAACGCUUGUUCAUGUAUUUUCGACCUUAUAGGCUUCAAAUUCCCUCCGAGGGUCUACUCGAUUUAACAGAUACCGACCGGACUUUGAUCAAGACCAUGAAAGAACGUGCUUAUAUGGACAGUGAACCGGAGGUUCUACACGAAGUAUCACCUGCGCCUUUUAUUAACUAUCUGUGUACUGUAGCUGGAGAUUCUAGAAAGGCUGGGGAAAAAGGCCGAGAUUCAGUGUAUGGACAGUCUUGGCGUAGACUUCCUUUGUCUGGAAUACCUGAAAAGAAAGCUGCACCAGCAUUCAAACAGCCGACGACUGGAAACAGACAAUGGCCAAUUUUCAAACUUUUUUAGAAUAUAAACUUUUUGAAGCAUUUUUUCCCGGGUAUGAAUUGAAAACAAGCAUGUACAGCAGAAUUCAUUAGGGCCAAUAAAUUUCGUGACGGCUUUUCAACUGCAGCCCGUCUCUGCAUUAUAUAGGUAACGAAUGAAAGCGCACAGCAGUAUGAAUUUGUACAGAAUGGCAGUGCAUAAGAUCAAGGUCAAGGUUCAAGGCAAUGAAUAAUCAGAUGAGACGUCCACAUAAGCAUCAUAUAGGCAAGAGGGAAAUGAAAUUUUAACAACAACUCACAGUCAGGAGUAACUUGAGGCGUUAGAUUAUCAGGGCAAUUGCAGAUCGAUCACGUGAUCUAACUGCUUGCACAGGUCUGGUUUCUCCCUCCGUAUGUAAGCUGCCUCCGAAUAACGCAAGGUUCGAGUUGUUUGCGCUCGGGCAAGUACUCGAAAAGAUGCUUUAGGGUCGACAACAUGACCACUAUCUAACAGGUGUUUCGUUAUAGACGAACGGGGGUUUUGUUUUCCUGUUUGAAAAGCCAAUUAGGCAAAUGCUCAGCGGCCCUGGUUGCCAAUUGCCUUUGCGUUCGCCCAAUGUACUUGCAUCCGCAAGUGCAUGUAAAUUCAUACACACAAUUUGGCGUGGCGUGCAUUGGCAAGGCAUCCUUUGCCCGGUUAAUUGGAAGGCCUUUUGUGGAACUGACGAAGAUAAGAUCCGCUGCGUUGUACGUCCUUUCUAUAGUGCAACGCAAGCGUCGCUUGAUUGUGUUUGACACGUUGACACCCUUAAAAGGUAGACAUAUUAUAACGGGCUUCUUCGGAACGGACUGUUCCGUCAACUUUGGCCGUAAAUGGUUGCUUUACUCCUGAAUGAAGCGUGCAGGAUAACCACGAUUUAUAAUAGUGUAUUUUAGGCUUCUUUGAUGCGGGCAGUUUCUGUAUCUAUGGUCUUUCUGGAGCAAAUAUUUCUCGCUCUUUGAAAAAGAGUAUGUACUAGAUUUCGUGUCCAUUGUAUUGGCGCAAAGCUUUUAAAAUGUAAGUAUUGCCCUUUCCACGUAAUCUUAUGGAAGACGGAGCGUCUUAUUGAACCAUCAUCCCCUCUAAACAUGCGGACGUCUAGGAAGGGUAACUUGUUAAAUUGCUCCAUUUCCAUCGUAAAUUUGAUUUUCGGAUGCAAAAUAUUCAUCAGACAAAGUAGGUCGGAGGCGUCUUCCUUAUUGUCAAUAAUCGUGAAUAUAUCAUCUACGUAUCUCCUGUAUAAUGCUGUCGUGUUCAAUUUUGAUGACACCUUUUCUUCUAGGUAACCCAUAAACACAUCGGCGAGGGUUGGCCCGAGUGGACUACCCAUUGCGACUCCGUCAAUUUGUCUGUAAAGUUCCCCAUUAGACAGAAGUUGAACAUUUUUGGUGCAAAGUACCAGCAGAUCGCGUAG